GAGCCCUCUGAAUAUUAUUAUCAGAAUGCUUUCAGGCUGUUUUGGUUUUUAACGAAUAUGGUGUUUCAUGCAUUUUUCUGUUUUUGUCUGUGGCUUUUGGGAGGUAAGUUAUGUUUUUAUUGCUUCAGUUCUUCCUACAAUCAAACUAUUCCAGCAUGUUCUAACAGUUUGAAUGGAAACAGAAAUGCUUGUUAAAAUAAUGGUGUAAACUAAAACCUCAUCUUCGGUGAAUUUUCACUGAAAACUUAGACUCAGGAAUGUUAAAAUAAUAUAUCGAAUGUGCAGUUUACAGCAUUUUAAAAGAUGUACAGUUUGCCAAAAUAUGUUAAACUUAAUCUACAGCCCGAUUUAAUCACUUUAAAAGUAUAGUUUUUAGCUCAAAAUUGUCAUUUGCUCUCCAUCAUCAACCUGUGUGACUUGUAUGUGGAACCGACUGCAAAACAAGGUAUUUUGCAGUUUCCUCUUUUUUUAAAACAUUCACAAAAGUGAAAAAUACAGUAGCACCAAAGAGAAUAAACCCAUAUUUGACUACUAGUGAAAAGCGUCAUCAUUUAUUCACCUGUAUGUCUUUCACGUUGUCAUGUUCUUUAUCUGCGGAACACAAACAAGAUUUUCUGAAGAACAGUGGAGUCCAAACAACAAUUGACUUUCACUGUAUUGACAAAGAAAACACAGAUUAUCUUCUUUUGUGCUCCACAGAUGGAAAUCAGUCAUACAGGUUUGGAAUGACAUGAGGGUGUGUCUGAUGUUUAUACAGAUGAAACCAUGACGGUAUCAGUGAUGGAGGGAGAUUCUGUCACUUUAAACACUGAUGUUACUGAACUACAGAAAGAUGAUCAUAUACUGUGGUCAUUUAGAUUUAACAGUUCAGAGACUCGUAUCGCUGAAAUAUAUAAACAGAUCAUCUCUGUAUAUGAUAUUGGUGAGAAUGAGAGAUUCAGAGGCAGACUACAGAUAGAUAAUCAGACGGGAUCUCUGACCAUCACAAACAUCAACAAAUUACACUCUGGACUUUAUAAACUACAGAUCAUCAGCAGAGUGAUCAAACACAUGAGCUUCAGUACUGCUGUCUAUGGCAUUCUGCCUGUUCCUGUCAUUAUCAGAGACUCUUCACAAAAUGUUUCAUCAUCAUCAGGUUCAUCAGUGUCCAGAUGUUCACUGCUGUGUUCAGUGUUGAAUGUGGGUCAUGUGACUCUCUCCUGGUUCAAAGGAAACAGUUUAUUGUCCAGCAUCAGUGUGUCUGAUCUCAGCAUCAGUCUCUCUCUUCCUCUGGAGGUGGAAUAUCAGGAGAAAAACACCUACAGCUGUGUGAUCAACAAUCCCAUCAGCAACCAGACCACACAUCUGGACAUCAGUGAAGUCUGUCAACCAAGUUCAGAAUCCAACCAAACUUCACUUCUUCUUGUUGUGUUGCUGUUGGUCUUGCUGCUGCUAGUGGUCCCAGCUGUAGCUGUGUUGAUCUGUCGCCGCAGAAACUACACACAAGCGAAACUAGAGGCUCAGAGUAAUGAGGAGGAGGAGGUUUAUUAUACUGAUGCGACAUUUAUUAAACAGAGAGAUCAGGAUACGGAAACUAAUGCACACGAUCGGACGGUGUAUUCAGAAGUUGUUUUGAGACGAUGAUCAUGUAGACUGUAUUAUCAUACAGCUCGGUUUAUUACAGGGCAGAGCAUGUUGAGGUGUAUGUCAGUGUGUAGUAAAGCUCAAAACCCCAGUUAAACUGCAAAUGCACUGGUUGUAGCUCUGUUUGCUACAAAUGACUGAAUUUCAUCAUUUAAUUUAAGUAAUUUCUAAAAAAGUGAUCUUUAUUAAGAAAGACCACAUGUCACAUUUAAGGGAUUUUCAUAUACUCAUACACAAAUACAAUAAGGCCAAAUGAGUUCAGGAUGCUUGUAUAAUCGUUGAGCUAAUGGCUCCCUCUGCAGACUCUUUGUGAGACUUACAGGAUGGUAUAAUGGGUUUGGCUCUCUGCUGGUAGAUAACCAUCUGUGGGUCAAAAAGAUACAUUUUCAAAAUGAAUUUUCAAAAUUUAAAAUAACUAAUCUGUGUAUUCUGAAGAAGUCAUUUCAGCACUGAAGAUAAGACCAUGAACACAGGUCAUUUUUAAUUUAUUGCUGCCUACCGAUAUUUCUAAAAUAUCACUUCAAGAAUAUAAUCUCAGUUUCUUUUGAUUAUUUAUGUCAUUAUGGUGAAAUCUGUGUAUGAAUUUACAUAUUAAAUAUUGUAAUUUGAUGUAAUCGGCAAGCAGUAAUUUUCUAUGUGCAUUCGGUAGAAUGCUUCAGUCCAGCUACUUUGCAUUUACUCAUAUGAAGUUUUUCUUUUUCUGAAGAAAGGUGUCGUAAUGUAAAACACCGUAAAUAAUGCACUAUUUAACAAAAUGUUCUGCAAUAGUUAUCAGUAUUAUCUAUGUCUGUGUAAUGUGGUUAAUUUAUGAACAAUGAAUGAAGCUCUUGACAAAAUAUCAGUAACAUCUGAAUGAAUAUCUUCAGUUUUAGAGUCAGUUUAACCUGACGAACCUGAGUUUUAUCUUUAUUCAAAUUGUUUGAAUGUAGUCCUUCUAGUAAUGCACUGAAGUCUAUAUAAAUGCUGCCUGUCACCUAUUUGUUUCAUUUAAGUAAUUGAAAUUUUUAGGCUGUUGAAGUGAUUUGUGUUUUACUGAACAAGCAUUAUUAAAAUUCUUUCUGCACUGAUUAUUUUUGUCUCUUUAUGCCAGUAAAGCCCUGAUGUAGAGGAUUGACCAUUGUCAUGUUCAGUGAAAUGCAUGUAAGUUUAUUCAUGGGAAACUGAUGCACAUUUUUAAUUCUAUUUUUAUGAAUCCCAGGAUCAGAUGUUGUUUUCAGUCAUUAGAUUGGAUUCUGUUGUUUGUGUAUAUGUUACACUAUUGACAGUGUGGUUGAAACUACAGCCUAUGGUUUCACAGGAUGUGAAUUGUAUUUUUAAGUGAGAUAUGGAGAAGACAUUAGUGAAAGUUUAAGAAAAAGUAAUGUAUAGAUAGAUUUUUAAAAAAAAACUAGAUUAAAAAACUAAAUUAUAAAAUUGU
Onychostoma macrolepis is the source of this 3040-nucleotide messenger RNA. Its product is annotated as SLAM family member 9-like. The transcript has 6 exons. The coding region runs from base 766 to 1623 and encodes 285 amino acids. The record is from RefSeq and is a predicted model, not a curated record. Lineage: Eukaryota; Metazoa; Chordata; Actinopteri; Cypriniformes; Cyprinidae.